CAACGAUGUUAACAGAACAAAUCGGGUACACGUUCUAGAUAAAAUGGCCGAACUUGGUCAACUAAUUUAAUACUAGUAACCUUACGUACUUUUGCCAAACUAUGAACCAGAAAAUAAAUCGUCAUAAAUGAUUAAUAAUGUUCAAGCAACAUGGUGUGCUAUCUCGAUUCUGAAUUCUCAAUAUCAAGAGUACAGAAGUAUACACAUGGUAAACAGGCACGCUCUAUUUAUUAGGAAAUAUAUUGUGGGUUGACCAACCAUGCCCGCUUCUUAACUAGACAACGAAGGGGCCUAUCAUCCUGGAACUUGGUGGGAAAGUUGGUCAUGACAUAUAGAUCCCUAGUCUACAACUGGAAUGAAUUUUAGAUCCAGAUACCAAAGGUGAAGAUCAACAGGGAGGUUGGUUACCACCAGACACUAACCGUUAUUGAGGAUUAGGAAGCUGCCCUAGUAAUAGCCGUGUGUUCACAGAAAAUGGACGGACAAAAGUAUUGAAGUUCAGGGCUCCCAUCAACCCAGAACUAGACUUCGCUACCUACCGAGUGGCCCGCUAUGAUGGCAUAACACGCAUUGUAGUAAACUACCAGUAUGGAAAAGUAAUAGGAGAACCUACUUUGCAUGACUGCUCCCUGGCUACAAGCGCAAAUAUUGCAAUUGGGCUCCUAGAUAUAGAGCUUAAUCCGGUUGUUGAGGGAGACCAAGGAACGUACAAACUGACGGAAUUAAGUGAAACUACUACUGUCAUAGAAUGUGUGACAUUAUACACCCUAGGUACACCGACACAGCCUAUACUCUCGGCUUUUGGCUCACAAUUUGUGAACUCAAAAUUAAGACUCAAAUGUACCAGUUCUUCAAAGACAUAGCCUUCAAACCACUCUCUAACGAUGGAUUAUGCUUGGACGAUCGAUGGAACAGCCAUUCAACCUGGUGGAAGAUUCUCUUUCGACGCAAUAUCGAGGAGUACGUUAACAAUAUCGAAACUUUCGAAUGAAGAUAACGGCGAUACUGUAAAUUGCAUUGCAACUGAGAAUGGAGGGAAAUCUUCGGUGCAAACGUAUUAUCCACUAAGAGUAUUUUACGGUCCGAAUAAUGCAAGUGUCAAUGUCUCCGAAGUGAUCACUGUUAAUGAGCAUGAGGAUGUUGUAACCGUCAGAUGUGACGCGGAUUGCAGACCUCCUUGUCUAAUUCAAUGGACGAAUCUCACAGACGAAAACAAACGUUUAAUGAACGAGUUGGCGUUUGGAAGAGUUAAUCGCUAUCACGCAGGGACGUAUGAAUGCACAGCUAAAACAUCUGUAAUUGGAGUGAAUAAGAUGUCCAUAACACGCAUACAGCUCAUUGUUCUAACUACGCCUCGACCUCCUAGAGAUUUACACAUUAUCAGUACACCUGGUUUGGUACACGCUGAAUGGACUAAAGGUUUCAACGGAGGAAGUCUUCAAUCAUUUCUACUGCAAAUAUCCUACGAUAACAUUUGGAAGAACCUGACUCAAGUGAACGAGAAUGACUGGAAUAAUAUGUGGAAUGAAACCGUGUAUCAAGUCAAUAUCACAAAUGUAGAACCUGGUAAACACUCGGUGCGAGUUAUUGCUUUCAACAAAGUUGGGUAUGCAGACCCCGUGCUAUUCACGGAAAACGAUUCUGAACAGAUUAACUUUCAAGGAAGCAAGAGUGGAGCAGAUAGUUUGACAAUUACAGUUAUGUCGCUGAGCUUCGCAGUUGCAUUUAUUUUUCAUGUUUUUGCACGUGACACAAUUGGACCGUGGUUACUCUGUGGCAUAUAAAAAACAAAAACCAAACAAAAAAAUAGCAUUUUUUCUCAAUACAACCGUCUCUCAAGUAUAAGAUAAUCUUCCGCAGUGUAUUUGUAUUUGCCCGUAUGCUUUGGGAUCAUUGUAUAUUGUUUAGUUAUUCAUGAACAUCGAAUACCGAAGCCCGAGCUAGGUGGUGUUUGCAAUAUUUCAUGAAUACAAUUUUAGACUUUUGAACCUGUCAAUGAUCGUAUCAUUCUUAAUGUUUUCAGUUGGUGCAUGGAAAAUCUCAACCUUUAGCAGUUAGGAAUGUAAAGGAUGAAUGCUGAAACUAUCCAUUAUAUGUGACCAGACCAAAGACACGGUAUUGUAGGACCUUUGAAAGACAUACUUAUAUAUAAAAUGUGUUUCUUUAAUUUUUAUGUUAUGGGAAACUUGCUGGUGACAUUGGAGUCGUCUUGGAUGACGUAAACUCAGAGCUAUGAGAUGUACACAAGGUAUCCCACCAUACUCAAAAGGAGCUGAACAGAAGGAAUAACACGCAGCAAUUUGUGCAGUUGUUUGGGCAAGAAAACUUGAUAAGAAAUAUCGGCGGUCUGCUUGUCCAAACAUCAAGUUACAUCAGAGCGCUCGUGUCAAUUUACAAAACUCCAAGGGUCACUUACUUAUCCAAGAAGCUGGACAGAGCUCAUUGAUCACGAUAUUGUAUUUUGUUAAAACAGCGUCUUGUUUUGAACCACGGUUGCAGCAUUUAUGAGCAAUCAAUGCUUUGUUUCAUAUUCAACCUAAUAUUUGAUUUGUGUAACGAUAGUUUUAUUUAGAUGAUAUGUUUUACUUAUCCA
This is a messenger RNA of Mya arenaria, 2593 nucleotides long. RefSeq lists its product as uncharacterized. Gene Ontology annotation, molecular function: protein binding. Bases 885 to 1784 code for a protein of 299 amino acids. NCBI's taxonomy places the organism in Eukaryota, Metazoa, Mollusca, Bivalvia, Myida, Myidae. The record is from RefSeq and is a predicted model, not a curated record. The transcript is spliced from 6 exons.